Messenger RNA from Necator americanus (New World hookworm), 288 nucleotides. RefSeq lists its product as uncharacterized. Lineage: Eukaryota; Metazoa; Nematoda; Chromadorea; Rhabditida; Ancylostomatidae. The coding region runs from base 1 to 288 and encodes 95 amino acids. The record is from RefSeq and is a predicted model, not a curated record. The transcript has 3 exons.
AUGGGGGACUGCAAUCAGUAUCAGGGCGUACAGCCGCUGAGGAUGCUAGAUUGGCGGCUAAACAAGCCGAUUAGGUGCCCUGCCUGCAAUCAGCAGCCCUUUCAUCAUGACCCACUCUUCACACACAAUGUGCAAAAAGCUCUCAUGGCUACCGUACACCAUCGGUUGCAGCCUGCAACGAACUUCGCAGCCACUUGGUUUCUUGAGUACUUCCAGGACGCAGGUGGAGAGGAGGUGGAUGGUCGCAAUGUCGAGAAGACUCCGAGUAGUUCGAAUUACUGGAUUUGA